This is a messenger RNA of Symbiodinium natans, 1296 nucleotides long. NCBI's taxonomy places the organism in Eukaryota, Dinophyceae, Suessiales, Symbiodiniaceae. The record is from the annotation of a GenBank genome assembly.
AUGGCAGGUGGGGCGGAUGCCAGCGCUCCGCCGCCUGGGCUGUACCUGGCCGAGGAUCCGGCUAGCGACAGCAGCAGCACCAGCAGCUCUGGCCAGAGCCUUCCUUGCAUUGCCAGCGCUUCGCAUGAGCUCUACAUGGGCUUGGCCCAGUCGGGGCCUAUGGCGGAGGGCCUAGCUCCUGGUGCCGUGGCCUGGGGAAGCCCAGGGCCUUCAGAUGGGAAGCUGUCCAGGUACUCCAUGAGCUAUCCCCACGAAGCGGCCCCCGAGUUGCAUGUCGUGGCCGGCCAUCUGCUGGCGGCGGACGCUUUGGCCGCCCGCGUGGCAGAGCUCGAGCGCUGGCACCUCGCUGAGGGCCGUGUGGCUGAGGACGGCGAGGGCCCGGGAACCCCGACCUCGCCGAGUCCUGUGCAGGCGCAGCUGUACAAGCUGUCCCAGGAGGUGAGCGAGCUGCAGGCUCGGCUGCUCUGCUCCCGGCUGUCUCACGAGCUUCAGGAUGAUGCAGCUGCCGACCCCGCGCGGCACGAGGACUUGGCGGCUGUAGACCGGCAACUCCGAGACCUGGAAGACCAUGUCCACGGGUUGGAGGAGGCUCUGGCGCCGGCGCUGGGACCUGAAACGACCAGUCGGCCGCCGGAGGUGCCAGAGGACGAGGCGCUUCAAAGGCACGACGAUCGGGAGCUUCUUCUCGGUCUGGGUGAGGAAUGCCUGGCCAGCCUAGCAGAUCGCCUGGAGCCCCUGGAGAAGGCCUUCCGACUCGUGGCGGAGUGCUUCGGACAUCUGGGUCCGAAAGGCUUGAUCUCUUCGUUGGAGAACGGCCACGGAGAUGAAGCGCUGGAGCAGCUGGUGGCCAAGGUGGGAACCUUGGAUCUGAGCCCAGCGCUGGAGGAGCAGCUGCAGCGUUGGAGCAAUGUGGCGGCUGCGAGUGGCAAUGGACAUGCCCUGCAGGCGUGCGACCUCGAGGCGCUGGUGACGAAAGUCUGCUCCCAGGAGGAGGCCGUUGCGCAGCUCCGCGUCGACGUGGACGAGCUGCAGUUGCUCAACCGCAAGGCGCUCUCACCCAGCUCCAAGGUGUCGCCCCUGGCCAUGGCGCGUGGGAAGCUGGACAUGCUCAGUGCCGAGAUGGACGAGCUGCAUUCCCGCAUGCGGGGCGGCGCAGGUGCCCCGCAGCCCAAUGGCAAGCACCAGGAGCGGCUCUUUUCGACUGGAGGCGCAGAUCCUCCCAACGAGCCCUACGAGGUCGGGCCAGGUCCGCGCUCUGCAGGCCUGGCCCAGUCGCCAAUGCGAGCGGCCGUCUGA